GGUUCCCAGGGAAUCUGUCAGGAGCCAGCAUCUCUCUCUGCAACAGCAAAGUGGCAACUAGAACUUCUGCUCUUCCUGGGAACCACCAGCUGCUGAAGAAGUGCACGGGUGCCUUUUGGCCUCUAUAUCAACAGCAGGAAGCAUGGCUGAACUGAAGGAGGCGGGUGCUGAUCAGGAGAUACCCGUGUUAGGCACUGGGACCCUUGAACUAGCUCAUCUCCCACACUGUGGAAGCUGCAAAGACAUCCAGAGGAAAACCUGGUCCUCCUUCAGCAAUAGGAAAACGGGACAAGCAGAGCCGGGCAGGGGGCAAAGAAGAAGCAGCAGAAGAGUAGCCCCGCUGCCUAGUGAUGGACCACAGACCUCAGCCACAAAUAGGGGCCAAAGGCGCGCCACUCUCACCCACAGAGUAGCCACGGGGGCACAGUGCCCAAUGAAUGCCGCUCGAGAGCGAAGCCGGGUACGGACUCUCCAUCAGGCGUUCUUGGCACUGCAAGCGGCUCUGCCCACAGUCCCACCAGACACCAAGCUCUCCAAGCUAGAUGUGCUUCUCCUGGCAACCAGUUACAUUGCCCACCUGAGCUGGACCCUUGAGCAAGGCCCCCCCAUGCCCAGGAUGACCCCGACGGCCUUCUUGCACCCUCUGAAGAAAUGGCCCAUGCGGUCCUGCCUCUAUGCCAGCUCCUGGACUGAAGGCAUCCCCACACCCACUCUCUUCGAUGGCUGGUCCCAGCCUAGUCCUGAGGCUAGAGGAGCAUCUCUGUGA
This is a messenger RNA of Heteronotia binoei (common prickly gecko), 766 nucleotides long. It is a transcript of the gene TCF23, whose product is annotated as transcription factor 23. The transcript has 3 exons. Gene Ontology annotation, molecular function: RNA polymerase II transcription regulatory region sequence-specific DNA binding; DNA-binding transcription factor activity, RNA polymerase II-specific; protein dimerization activity. The record is from RefSeq and is a predicted model, not a curated record. NCBI's taxonomy places the organism in Eukaryota, Metazoa, Chordata, Lepidosauria, Squamata, Gekkonidae. Gene Ontology annotation, biological process: developmental process; regulation of transcription by RNA polymerase II. Bases 143 to 766 code for a protein of 207 amino acids.